Messenger RNA from Eutrema salsugineum, 1012 nucleotides. Its product is annotated as ankyrin-3. Gene Ontology annotation, cellular component: nucleus. NCBI's taxonomy places the organism in Eukaryota, Viridiplantae, Streptophyta, Magnoliopsida, Brassicales, Brassicaceae. The record is from RefSeq and is a predicted model, not a curated record. Gene Ontology annotation, molecular function: protein binding; transcription cis-regulatory region binding. Bases 80 to 859 code for a protein of 259 amino acids. The transcript has 2 exons. Gene Ontology annotation, biological process: positive regulation of transcription by RNA polymerase II.
GAACCGGAACCGCCACAUUCUCUGGUACGAAACCAAGAGCUGAACAAAGAGACGGAGAAGGAGCAGUGAAGAAGACGAAAUGGUAGGCGGAAGCGGCGGUGUAAGAGGAGGAGGAGGAGGAUCGGCGGAUCUUCACUCCGCGGCGAGAUCCGGUGAUUUAGCGGCAGUUCAAUCUAUUGUCAGCUCUAAUCCUUUGGCUGUUAAUUCUAGGGACAAGCUUUCUCGGACUCCACUACACUUGGCAGCAUGGGCAGGCCAAAACGAGGUGGUGAGCUACUUGUGCAAAAACAAAGCCGAUGCUGGCGCUGCAGCAGUAGAUGAUAUGGCUGCGAUUCACUUUGCCUCCCAAAAGGGUCAUCUGGAAGUUGUGCGAACUCUUUUAUCCGUCGGUGUUUCUGUGAAAUCUAUCACUCGCAAGGGGCUUACGCCUCUUCACUAUGCUGCUCAAGGCUCUCACUUUGAACUAGUUAAGUACUUGGUCAAGAAAGGAGCAAAUGUCCGAGCCACGACAAAAGCCGGGAAGAAUCCAGCAGAUGUUGCGGGUAAUGCUGAAACACAAAACUUCCUUGAAGAAUGUGAAGAGCAAGCGAGGAAAGCUAAGAAGAGCAAUGAGGAGAAGAGAGAAGAAGUGAAACCAGUGAGUUGUGAUGUUGAAGGAGAAAACAAGGAUUUGAAAAGAAAGGAUCCCGAGGAUGGGAACGUGGAGGAGGAGAAAGAAGAAACUUCUUCGAAAGCGAAAAAGCCAAAAGUUGCUCUGCAUCAUCUUCAGGACACUGAUGACACAGAAGCUGAUCAAGAAGAAGAAACUGAGGAACCAAACAUUGUAACUUCAACUAAUCCAUCACAAGUAUCUACUUAAAAAGCGUUGUAAUAUCCAACAUAUGAGAUAAAUCAGAUUUUCACCAAAACUUUUGUUUGCUUCUGAGAUCCGUAAACGUUUGUAGAAGAAUCCAUCAGUUUUCAUGAAAGAAAGGGUAACAGAUUGUUUUCAGCUGUUCAACCAAUCCUUAAA